AUGUUUCGCCUGCUGCUUUGUGUAGCACUCUUAUUUCAGCAUGCCUUAGCGCUGCAAGAAACGAUCGACCUUGGAUAUGCAAAGUACCGCGGAAAAGAUCUCGGCAAUGGUGUCAUACGCUGGGCUGGUAUGCGAUAUGCACGCAAUCCAUCGCGUGUAGAGGGACUGCGAUUUACCGCACCUCAAGAUCCCAAAGAUGAGUCCGGUGUUGUCAACGCUACAAAAUUCGGACCCCUAUGUAUUGGCACCAAGAGACCACUGAAAGCUGAAUUUGGGGGAACCAACUCAGAAGAUUGCCUAUUUAUCAACGUUUUCGCGCCAGAGAGAGCCACAAACAAGAGCAAGUUGCCGGUCUACGUCUUCAUUCAGGGAGGUGGCUUCAAUCUCAACGGCAAUGCAAACUACAACGGUGCGGACUUGAUUGAUGCUGGCGACGACGGCAUGGUUGUGGUGAACUUCAACUACCGAGUAGGCCCUUAUGGGUUCCUAGCUGGACGUGAGAUUAUUGCGAAUUCGAGUCUGAGUCUAAACAAUGGGCUGAAAGAUCAGAGAAAAGCACUCGAAUGGGUACAAAAACAUAUCCAACAGUUUGGAGGCGACCCGAAACAUGUUACCAUUGGAGGAGCAAGCGCUGGUGGAGGCUCUGUUGUUUUCCAACUUACCGCAUAUGGUGGACGAGAUGACGGUCUCUUCCACGCUGCCGCUGCCGAAUCACCUGCCUUUCCAUCGCUACGAGACGUAGGAGACAGCCAAUGGCAAUUCGACGAGCUACUCAAACAGACGGGAUGCGCCGAUCUCAACUGCAUGGCAAGUCUCGAUGCGGUCACUUUUCAAGAUGCUGUCAGUACAUUGAAGAUGCCAUUCCCAGGCGGCAAGAAUCCACCGCUUUACUUCUGGAAUCCGACCCUGGACUACGAUUUCGUGCAAGACUACACUUUUAAUGAGUUGAAGGCUGGUCAUUUCGUCAACGUGCCCACUAUCUUUGGCAGUGCCACGCAUGAUGGCAUCAAUUUCGUUCAGAAGAGCAUCAUGUCCCAAUCUCGGUCUCAGGAUUUCCUCACCGACCAGUACCCCGCCUUGAACUGGGAUACAAUCCGUCAAGUUUGGGGAGGUAACAUUGCGACGACUGCUGACGCCCGCUGGAGAUCACUGACCGCUGAUGUCUAUGGGUACAUCCGAUAUACCUGCCCUGCUCUUAAUGUCACCGAUACUUACGCCAUCAACAACACGAACCCAACCUGGCAAUACCGGUGGAACGUGGGAAGUGCGUCGCAUGUCGGAGAAUUGCUACCAAUCUGGAACAAUGCUACUUCGGCCGCUGGCGUUUUCGUGCAGGCAUACUGGGCGUCCUUCAUCCGAAGCUUUGACCCCAACACACACGCUGCAGAAUAUUUAGUCUCCAAAGGCUCAGAGCUUCAGAGUCCGGACUGGCACUCCUUUAGCGCAAGUAACGGACAAAGGCUGAGCUUCAACGACGACAAUAACGUGACCAUGGAGGCAGUUCCCGAGCUGGAGUGGCAGAGGUGUGAUGCCAUCGAUGACAUGGGUCUACAUAUGAAGCAGGACCAUCUGCUGCGUGCAAUGUCAUCGCUACGCAAGAAGGAUGUAAGUCAUGGUGAGGUCCGUGAUAACCAUUGGCCGCCUAUCGUAGGCACUGGGGAUGCGACUUCAUCAUCCUACUUUACGGUGAAGCAGCGGGAGUCAUGUGUCCUCCCGGACUCAAGGGUCACAGAUGGCCAUACGUCGAACAAUCUAGCUGCAAAUUUGUGGGAGCCUUUUGGUCAGCCAGUCGCAUUGCCAAUACAGGACACUCCUUCAUCACCUUUCACCAUCCCCAUACGAGAGCCUUUCGGCCCACACGGUUCCCGCCCAUUGACGUCUUUUGGUGCUAACAAAGCAGCUGGCCGUACUGCAAAUUCUGCAUCGCAAACUCAGCACCAAUCCUUCGGAUUGAACGUAUACCAUCGCUCAAGUCCUUCCAUGUCAGUCCUUUCGUGCGAGCAACCCCGACAACAGUCGCGCUACUACGCCCAAGCACUGUCCGCAGAAGACAGACUAGCGCUUGCACAGGGCAAAGAGGACGACAGCCUUCAAGAUUGGUUGGGCGAGAGCGCCGAUACUCGUCAUGAUAGGCCCGGAGACUUGGUUCCACGGGUGAUGCCAAAUGUGGAGAGAACCAAUGCACUUACGACUAUGGGGAAUGAUAAGCAGUACAGCCAGCGCGCUUUGUCAAAGCUGACAAAGAAGGUGCGUAAUUUUUUGGGCCUAUCUCAAGCUCAAACCAGGAUUGCUUCAAUUGACGCCAAAAAGGAUGAAGAGUCUGCUUACUCAGAGACCCGGCGCGCCUCCUGUCAGUCGACUUACAAUUUUUGCUCUUCUGCCCUAUUGCCUUCAGAACCAUCUCCACUACCCGAGUCAAAAUCCACACCAUCAUUUCAGGAGUUUGUGAACAACGUGCCUCGCUAUCACGGCUCACAUAUCCUCUUCUCUGAUAAGCUGUACUGUUUGCGAGAUGUUGUUCAAUCGUUUACCCACGACUGCACAAUGUCAAGGACAGAGCCAACGAAACGUGGUCGGAAUCCAUCCUUCAAACGCCUUUUUCCUCGUAACGACACGUACCCAAUUUCACGAGCGAAUUCUGUAGGUUUAGAAAACCACAAUGUACCCGUGAGGAAGACACUAACACAAUGGAAGCUACAGUCAACGAUACAUGCCAGCUCUGCAGAAUCGCCUCUCACCUCCCUAAUCAAGGAUCCAAGAAGGCAUGAGUGGCAGGUUCUCAGUCUAUCAAGCACCCUCGAGAAAGAGCGUGCAGAUCACAAGAAGCAUUUCGAUGACCUCAAAGCAGCUUAUGCAAAGGACAUCGCGAUCGUCAACGAGAACCACGCUCGGCAGCUCAUGGAGAUCAACAUGAAACACAAAGAAGAUAUCACACGCGUCAAGAUGUGGUGUGAGAUGAAUCAACCGAGGCCAAAUGAGCUAGCCCGGAUUCUCGAAAGGCAGCGAAGCGACUCUGCCACCAUGAGUCCGCCCCGGCAAUAUGGAGUGACUGUCAAGAGGGAAGAACACGGAGAACAUGAUGUGCACGUAAAGCAGGAAGAACAUCCCGGGAAACCCGCUCUGACUCUUGCUCUAAAGGCUGAGCCUGCCAAUCAUGCCAUUAUUGUUCCUCAGGAAGCAAAGAGGAAGAGGAAGAGGAAGAAAAAGAAGGCUCUAAAUUCAGCUCACCGUAGCCCCGCUGGCGGUUCCUUGACAAAAGAACAGAAACGUGCGCUACAUGUCACCAACCUCGAAAAGAAAAUGGCCAGACUUCGUCAAGAGCUUCUGAGGAAAGUACCUCUGGAGAAGAUUGGAACCAACAAAAAGAAGGCCGACACAAGCACAAGUUUGAGAAUGGAGAUCUUCCAGCUAGAGAAACAACUGAAAGAUGCACAAAGGGAUGGCGAGAAUGCUAGACGCGAUCUACGAGCGUACAAGAACAGCAUAGCGCGCGAGAAAGAACAGUUUGAAGCCGCUUUGAACGAGAAAUUUGAGGAGGUGAAGACAGAUAACGGCAUGCAGGUCGGCAAGCUUGAGAACAAACUCGGACAAGAGAAGGCAAAGACCGAAGAGGCGCACAGGCUUCUACGCGAAAGCGUGAAGUUGGUAGCACAUAUGACAAGCCUGUUGAAAGGUCAAGGUGGAUCGGUACACUGA
Molecule: messenger RNA, 3696 nt
Organism: Alternaria burnsii
Lineage: Eukaryota; Fungi; Ascomycota; Dothideomycetes; Pleosporales; Pleosporaceae
Product: para-nitrobenzyl esterase
Exons: 6
Coding region: 1-3696 (1231 amino acids)
Source: RefSeq, a predicted model, not a curated record